AAUUUUUGCGGUCCGCAUGUCGUCCUCGAAGCAACCAUCGCUGGAGCUGACGUACUUUGACGCUGGCGGGCGUGCCGAGCCUAUUCGAUUGAUCUUGGCGUAUGGCGGCAUCUCCUUUGAAGACGUGCGCAUCCCUGGCAAAGACUUUCCUGCAAAGAAACCGUCGUUGGAUCUCCCGUUUGGACAAGUGCCGACACUCCACGUCGAUGGCAAAGUGUAUGCGCAGAGUAUUGCGAUUGCACGAUACGUUGCGACGCUAGCUGGUUUGUACCCCGAGAACCCGUUGGACGCGUUGGAAGCGGACCUUGCUGUUGACACCAUCGUCGAAGCAACGAUGACUUUUGUAAAUGCAGCUUUCAUGGAGCCGGACGAAGCGAUGAAGGCCGAGAAACUUGCUGACGCAAACGACAAGGUUUUGCCGCGACUUCUGGGCGGUCUCGAGAAACGAGUUGUCGGACCGUUUCUCUUGGGCGAUGCGGCUUCAUUUGCUGACAUCUACGUGUUGGACUUUUACACACAAAUAUGGACUGCAUUUUCCGACCAACUCAAGUUGACCCCCGAACAACACCCAAAACUCACCGCUAUUGCCAAUCACCUGCGCAAUUCAACCGAACUCGCGUCGUAUUUGAACCCGAAGAAGCGAAAGUUGUCGUCCGAGUAAUGAACUACGUUUCGUUCCAUGA
Molecule: messenger RNA, 683 nt
Organism: Aphanomyces invadans
Lineage: Eukaryota; Oomycota; Saprolegniomycetes; Saprolegniales; Verrucalvaceae
Exons: 1
Coding region: 17-661 (214 amino acids)
Biological process (GO): glutathione metabolic process
Molecular function (GO): glutathione transferase activity
Source: RefSeq, a predicted model, not a curated record